This is a messenger RNA of Rangifer tarandus platyrhynchus (Svalbard reindeer), 2367 nucleotides long. NCBI's taxonomy places the organism in Eukaryota, Metazoa, Chordata, Mammalia, Artiodactyla, Cervidae. The record is from the annotation of a GenBank genome assembly.
AUGGUUCCGUGUAGGUUUAAGGCAAAGGUGCCUGGGACCUGCUUACUCACCAUUCGUGUCCUGCAGGCUCAUGGCCUGCCCUCCAAGGACAUCGUGACCGCCUCUGACUGCUACGUGACCCUGUGGCUGCCCACGGCCUCCAGCCACCAGCUGCAAACGCGCACAGUCAAGAACUGCAGAAACCCCGUCUGGAAUCAAAGCUUCCACUUCCGAAUCCAUAGCCAGAUCAAGAACAUCGUGUAUCUUAGAGUCUUUGACCAGGACCUUCUGACCACGGAUGACCCUGUGUUGUCAGUGCUGUUUGACGUGGGGACCUUGCGGGCUGGGGAGUCCCGGCGCGAGAGCUUCUCGCUGAGCCCUCAGGGUGAAGAGCGCCUGGAAGUUGAAUUUCGGCUGCAGAAUCUGACUGAUGGUGCUGAGUGCCUCUUCAGCAAUGGCAUCCUAGUGGCCCGGGAGCUCUCCUGCUUGCAUGUUCGACUGGAGAAGGCAGGGGACCUGCAGGAGUCAGAGGGCAGAGUUCAGCUUGUGGUUCACGGGUCCUGUGAGGGUCCACAGGAGGCCUCCGUGGGCGCCGGCUCCUUCCGCUUCCAUUGGCCGGCCUGCUGGGAGCAGGAGCUGAGUAUUCACCUGCAGGAUGCCCCCCAGGAGCAGCUGAAGGUGCCCCUGAGGGCCCUGCCUUCUGGCCAAGUGGUGCGACUUGUCUUCCCUACAUCCCAGGAGCCCCUGAUGAAAGUGGAGCUGAAAAAUGAAGAAGGACCCAGGGAACUGGCUGUGCGGCUGGGCUGCGGGCCCUGUGCUGAGGAGCAGGCCUUCCUGAGCAGGAGGAAGCAGGUGGUGGCCAAGGCCCUGCAGCAGGCCCUGCAGCUGGACGGAGACCUGCGGGAAGAUGAGAUCCCAGUGGUUGCUGUUAUGGCCACCGGUGGUGGUAUCCGGGCCAUGACCUCACUGUAUGGCCAGCUGGCUGGCCUAAAGGCGCUCGGCCUCUUGGAUUGUGUCUCCUACAUCACGGGGGCCUCGGGCUCCACAUGGGCUUUGGCCAACCUCUACGAGGAUCCAGAGUGGUCUCAGAAGGACCUGGCAGGGCCCAUCGAGUCACUGAAGACCCAGGUGACCAAGAACAAGCUGGGCGUGCUAGCCCCCGGGAAGCUACUGCGGUACCAGCAGGAGCUGGCUGAGCGCGCCCGCCUGGGCCACCCGACCUGCUUCACCAACCUGUGGGCCCUCAUCAAUGAGGCGCUGCUACAUGAUGAGCCUCAUGACCACAAGCUCUCAGACCAGCGGGAGGCCCUGAGUCGAGGCCAGAACCCCAUGCCCAUCUACUGUGCUCUCAACACCAAGGAGCAGAAUCUGACCACCUUUGAAUUUGGGGAGUGGUGUGAGUUCUCCCCCUAUGAGGUCGGCUUUCCCAAGUACGGCGCCUUCAUCCCCCCUGAGCUCUUUGGCUCUGAGUUCUUCAUGGGGCGCCUGACAAAACAGCUUCCUGAGUCCCGCAUCUGUUUCCUGGAAGGUAUCUGGAGCAACCUGUAUGCAGCCAACCUCCAGGACAGCCUGUAUUGGUCAUCCGAGCCCAGCCAGUUCUGGGACCGCUGGGCACAAGCUCAGGCCAGCCUGGACAAGGAGCAGGUCCCCCUUCUGAAGAUACAAGAGCCUCCCACGGUGGCUGGCAGGAUAGCAGAGGUUUUCACUGACCUUUUGAUGCGGCGUCCACUUGCCCAGGCCACCCACAAUUUCCUACGUGGCUUCUCCUUCCACAAGGACUAUUUUCAGCAUCCUCACUUUGUUGCCUGGAAAGCUACCAAACUGGACGGCCUCCCCAACGAGCUGACACCUGCAGAGCCCUACCUUUGCUUGCUGGAUGUUGGCUACCUUGUCAAUACCAGCUGCCCACCCCUCCUGCCGCCCACACGGGACGUGGACCUCAUCCUGUCGCUAGAUUACAAUCUCCAUGGAGCCUUCCAGCAGCUGCAGCUUCUGGGUCGGUUCUGCCAGGAGCAGGGCAUCCCGUUCCCGCCCAUCUCGCCCAGCCCUGAGGAGCAGCGCCAGCCCCAAGAGUGCCACCUCUUCUCGGACCCCACCCGCCCCGACAUCCCUGCCGUGCUGCACUUCCCUCUGGUUAACGCCUCCUUCAGGGACCACUCUGCCCCCGGGGUCCGGCGGACAGCUGAGGAGCAGGCAGCUGGGGAGGUGAACUUAUCUGCAUCAGACUCCCCCUACCACUACUCGAAGGUAACCUACAGCCUGGAAGAUGUGGACAAGCUGCUCCGCCUGACGCAGUACAACAUUUGCAACAACCAGGAGCGGCUGCUGGAGGCCCUGCGUGAGGCUGUGCAGAGGCGGAGGCAGCGCACACAGCGCCGGCCCGAGUGA